Molecule: messenger RNA, 1759 nt
Organism: Klebsormidium nitens
Lineage: Eukaryota; Viridiplantae; Streptophyta; Klebsormidiophyceae; Klebsormidiales; Klebsormidiaceae
Source: the annotation of a GenBank genome assembly
CUGGACAGACUGCUCAUGACUCAUGAGGAGGCCGAAGCAAAGAAGGAAGGAAGACAUCACUCACAUUCUCCAACCAAGCUGGAGAUUCUCCAAGUUCCACAACCACCUCCCUUCUUCGACUUUUGACAUUGUCGCUGUCUAGUAGCAAAGGACAUUCCCCAUCUCAGGCGCCAGCUGCUCGCAACAGCGUUCAGUACAAUUCAUUCAAAAUGGCGACUCUUUCUGGCUCAGCUUAUGCUGGAAAGUAUGCAGAGGAGUUGGUGAAGAAUGCCAAGGCCAUUGCCACUCCUGGUAAGGGUAUCCUUGCUGCCGAUGAGAGCACGGGCACCAUUGGCAAGCGCCUCGCCAGCAUCAAGUGCGAGAACACCGAGAACAACCGCCGCAUCCUCCGCGAGCUCCUUUUCACCGCUCCUGGGGCCCUGCAAUACCUGAGCGGGGUCAUCCUCUUCGAGGAGACACUCUUCCAGAAGUCCGCUGCCGGAAAGCCUUUUGUGGACAUCCUGAAUGAGGCGGGCGUCCUUCCUGGGAUCAAGGUUGACAAAGGUGUUGUGCCUCUGGCUGGGACCGAUGGGGAGACCACCACUCAGGGCCACGACGGGCUCGGUGAGAGGUGCGCCAAGUACUACCAGGCCGGGGCUCGCUUCGCCAAGUGGCGCGCGGUGCUGAAGAUUGAUGCCACCAGCCCCUCUGAGCUGUCCAUCCAGCAGAAUGCGCAGGGGCUCGCCCGCUAUGCCAUCAUCUGCCAAGAAAAUGGCCUGGUGCCAAUUGUGGAGCCUGAGAUCCUGACGGACGGCGCGCACGAUAUUGAGAAGUGCGCUGAGGUGACGGAGCGCGUCCUGGCGGCCUGCUACAAGGCUCUGAACGACCAGCAUGUGCUGCUGGAGGGCACUCUGCUGAAGCCUAACAUGGUCACCCCUGGAUCGGACAGCGCGAACAAGGUGGAUCAUGAGAAGAUUGCUUUCUUCACCGUCCAGGCCCUCCAGAGGACCGUCCCGGCAGCAGUUCCAGGUGUUGUCUUCCUGUCUGGUGGACAGAGCGAGGAGGACGCCACCCUCAACUUGAACGCCAUGAACAAGCUGCAGACCAAGAAGCCCUGGACCCUCACCUUCUCCUACGGCCGUGCUCUCCAGCAAAGCACCCUCAAGGCCUGGGCUGGAAAGGACGAGAACAUUGAGGAGGCACAGAAGGUGUUCCUCGGCCGGGCCAAGGCCAACUCCGAGGCUACUCUGGGUACCUACAAUGCCAGCGGGGACGCUGCGGCGGGGGCCAACGAGAGCCUCUAUGUCAAGGACUACAAGUACUAGAGUUUGCUGACGGUACAUCUUGUGGAAUGACUGCAGCGUUCGUACAGCAUUGCUCGGUCCACUGAGCAAGCAGAGGAUAUAGAAGCAGACGGUUUUGACCGGGUUCUGGAUCAGUGAGAAGAGCGCAUAUAUAGGUCUCAGGAAAGCAGAGGGGUUGUCAUGCUUGUUACUGAGUUGUAGCUAGACUCUUCUGAGGCGGUGUCGUUGCUUCAGGUUUUACAACAUAAGAAGGUUCUGCUUCCAAUCCUGACGGCAAGAUGGCAUGUGACAUACUGUAAAAGGAGUCUCUAAUGGGGAGCCUCCAUUGCAAACUGUGAAUGAACCCAGAUCUCAACUGCUGAUGGCAGGUCUGAAAGCACGGACCUGACUUAUACUACAUCAGAGUCAGUUGUUGUGAGUCUGCCAUAUGUAUAAUCGGUUGUAGUAGCAUCGCUGUCUAUACUCGCCAUAUUUGG